Messenger RNA from Athalia rosae (coleseed sawfly), 1403 nucleotides. RefSeq names its product mpv17-like protein 2. The transcript has 3 exons. Bases 479 to 1072 code for a protein of 197 amino acids. The record is from RefSeq and is a predicted model, not a curated record. Gene Ontology annotation, cellular component: cytoplasm; membrane. Gene Ontology annotation, biological process: mitochondrial ribosome assembly. Lineage: Eukaryota; Metazoa; Arthropoda; Insecta; Hymenoptera; Athaliidae.
UGUACAAUUGAGUGCUAUAAGUAUGUACUACAUGGACGUGAGAAAUAUAUUCUUCACGUCCAUGUAUGAGUACGUACGUACGUACAAUUGAUACGUAAUCGACAUCUCUAUGAGAUCAUAUUGAACUGGCAUCCGUAUGCGCAACCGUUAAAUGUAGAUUGGUAGCAACACCAGUUCCCUCGACAUUUACCGUGUGGCUCCUUGUCUGCUGUCAAUUCGUAUUGGUAGAGAUUUUAAACCAUUUAAAAACUGUCCUCGAUUGAUUGGUAACGUAAAUCCGUUCAUGCAUUUCUUCGGUUUUACUCAAAAUUCGACGUAUAUUAUCACACUGAGUAUGAUCGCGAUUAUAAAUCGUCAAUGUGGUCGCGAUGAUGAUAACCUCGAAUUUUUUCGUUCUCUUGAAACGGUCCCUUUUGAGCGCGGUUAGUUAAUUUCAAGGCGAAUACAACUGGCUUAAUACACAUUCAAAUUUACUAGAAUGACCCUCACCCGGGGGUUGGGUGUUUUUGUCAGCAAAGUGAACAAAGUCAAGGAUAAACUAUUCUCUACGAAGAACUUAUUCUACACAAAUAUUGCCAUUUCGAUCUCCUUAUCCGGCGUAGGAGACACGCUGGAACAACACUAUGAGAUUCUCCAGGGUGACUGGGAAAAAUGGAGUCCAACUCGAACAAGGCAUAUGGCUAUAUCUGGCAUGUCAGUUGGCAUAGUAUGUCAUCACUGGUAUAAAUAUUUGGACCGAAAGAUGCCAGGUCGGAGCAUAGGUAUUGUGUUGAAAAAAGUUUUCGUUGAUCAAAUGGUCUGCUCUCCUCUCUGCAUAGCAAUGUUCUUCGUCACUCUUGGAAUCUUGGAGAGAACCACUUGGCCGGAAUUCAAACAGGAAAUAAAAGACAAGGCCUAUAGACUGUAUGUUGCUGAAUGGAUUGUCUGGCCACCAGCCCAGAUAUUCAAUUUUUACUUCCUUCCUACAAGGUUCAGGGUACUCUAUGACAAUACCAUAUCGUUAGGAUACGAUGUUUAUACGAGUCAGGUGAAACAUGAUAAACCAAAAGCUGAGUUAAAAAACGUUCCAUGAUGAAGGUUUGUCAUUAGCACAUUUAAUACUAGGCAAUUUCUCUGGUUUUUUAAGUAAAAUGCCGAAAAAAUAAAGGCCGGUAUGGUCAAAUAAUAAGCUCUACAUGAGGGAAUAGUUAGUUCAUUUGUAUAUUGGAUUUUAGCUAGAAAAAUGGGCGUGUAGACAUUUAGAUGGCAAAACAUGAGGAGCGAUCAAGUAAUCGAUAGACUGUACAUAAAACACAAGAAGCAGAAAUGUUUUUGUACAUGAUAUGUGAUUGGAUAAGAUAAUUAAUUCAGUGUUUCACAUUUUCUCGUCUCUGAAGUAGACCUAAUAAAUUAUUUACAUAAAA